UCGGCAGUCAAUAAAAUUCCCGCGGUUCGGCGUUUGCGGCGGACAACAUGGCGGCCUCCAUGCUGGGCUCUCUGCUGCGGACCGUCCGGCAGAUGGUUCCUUCAUCACCUUCAGGCCAAGUUCGAGGUUAUUACGUAGACUGGAAAAUGUUGCGUGAUGUGAAGAGACGAAAAAUGGCCUAUGAAUAUGCAGAUGAGAGGCUACGGAUCAAUUCACUCAGGAAGAAUACCAUUUUGCCAAAAGAUCUUCAGGAAGUGGCCGAUGGAGAAAUUGCUGCCCUUCCCCGGGAUAGCUGCCCUGUUCGAAUCCGAAAUCGGUGUGUUAUGACGUCCCGUCCACGUGGUGUAAAGCGGCGCUGGAGGCUUAGUCGUAUUGUCUUCCGUCACUUAGCAGACCACGGGCAGCUGUCGGGGGUCCAGCGAGCAAUAUGGUGACCCGCUCUGGAACCUACUGAGCAGGGAAACCAGUUCUGGCAAGAAGAGGCUUCUCUAAUAGACAAAAACCUAGUUUUGUAGGGGUCCAGUAUGGGAGUCUAGUCUACCUGAUGCUGCCUACGGUUAAAUUACUUUUUAAUUUUAAAUUAAGAAAUCUGGUGGAUGUUUCAGUCAGUGAAUUCUGGCUCUCUGUGAAUUAUCUCUUCUCUUGGACUUAAAAAUUAACCGUACUGUUUCCAUACAUAGUGCAAGGAGUAGAGUAAUAAAAAAUAUUCUGUGAAAAUA
This is a messenger RNA of Callorhinus ursinus (northern fur seal), 719 nucleotides long. RefSeq names its product mitochondrial ribosomal protein S14 (gene MRPS14). Gene Ontology annotation, molecular function: structural constituent of ribosome. The record is from RefSeq and is a predicted model, not a curated record. NCBI's taxonomy places the organism in Eukaryota, Metazoa, Chordata, Mammalia, Carnivora, Otariidae. Gene Ontology annotation, cellular component: mitochondrial small ribosomal subunit; ribosome. Gene Ontology annotation, biological process: translation.